AUGUUUGCAUGCAUGUACGUAUGUAUGUCUGAACGCUAAAGCAACAAACAAACAAACAAUGUAUAUGUAAAAUAAUUAAACCAAGUAAACCCAUGGAUUAAGAUAAUAAAUCCUAAAAGUAGUGUUGCAUUUUGUGUUGGUUUAAUUGUUUUUUUGUGUUAAAAUGAUUAAAUGUGAUGAAAAUGAUUUGAAAAACAAACUAUGGUACACAAACUCAAAUGUUGUGUGAAGAAAAGCACCGUUGUUCAUACUAAGAUUUAAUCUUAGCAUUUUAUUAAGUUGUGCAGGUCGGAAGUGCCGGGGCUUUUAUUUUGUUGAGCGCUUUCUGUGUGAUUUGACGUUGAAGUGAACUUUAUUGAGGAAACCCUGCGCGCUGGGCGGCUCUCUGCGGCUCCACACAGUCCGGGGCAGAUUGAUUGUGUUCGGUUGGUGUUUUUAAAAGUUCCCUCUGCGUGUCGUUACGUCACCGUCGGAAUCUCAGUCCUGCGUGCUUGGAAAGGACCUGAGCGUUUAGAAAUGGAGCUACCAGUCGACCUUCAGCAAACAGCAGAUACCAGCAAUGCAGCUGAAACAACACGGCCUCCCACCAGGAUGACAAGACAGCAGACUCUCACCUUAAUAUCGAUGGCCUCUGUCAACUUUAGUUCAAUGAUCUGCUAUUCGAUAUUAGGCCCGUUUUUCCCCAAUGAGGCAGUAAAGAAGGGAGCCAGUCAAACGGUCAUUGGCCUCAUAUUCGGCUGCUACGCUGUCUGCAAUUUAAUUGGCUCAUUGAUCAUGGGUAAAUAUAUCGUCCAGAUUGGCGCAAAGUUCAUGCUUGUGGCCGGCCUUUUUGUGUCUUCAGGCUGCACCAUCCUGUUCGGGUUACUCGACCGUGCUCCUGCGGGAGCCGCUUUCAUAAGUAUCUGCUUUAUUGUGAGGUCCAUAGACGCCUUGGGCUUCGCUGCGGCUAUGACCUCCACUUUUGCCAUGACAGGAAAAAUAUUUCCAAACAAUGUGGCAACUGUCUUGGGUUGUUUGGAGGUUUUCACAGGACUGGGUCUUAUUCUGGGGCCACCGCUCGGAGGGUGGUUGUACCAAUCCUUUGGAUACGAAGUCCCUUUUAUGCUUCUUGGAUGUUUCCUACUAAUUAUGGUUCCUUUCAACAUAUACGUCUUGCCGAGCAUUGAAGCAGAACCCUCAAAGGAUUCCUUCCUUCCGCUCCUCAGCAAAGUGAAAAUCCUCCUGAUCUGCUAUGUGAUAUUCACUCUCAGUGCAGGUCUGGGCUUCUUGGACGCCACGUUGUCCCUGUUUGCCAUGGCGAAGUUUAAUCUCUCAGCCGGCUUCGUGGGACUCAUCUUCCUCGGCUUGUCUUUGCCAUACUGCCUGGGGUCACCGCUGAUUGGCUACAUCAGCGAUAAAUAUCCUUCCACCAGGUCUUGGUUCAUGGUGACAGGAGGUGCCGUCACAGCAUUUGGCUUCGUUAUGCUGGGCCCCGUCCCUUUUCUUCACAUCCAGGGCCAGCUGUGGUUGCAGGUCUUCAUGCUUGUUGUAAUCGGGUUUUCUCUGGGCAUGACGGUGAUCCCCACCUUCCCGGAGAUCAUCACAUGUGCAUAUGAACACGGAUAUGAUGAGGGCCUCAGCACUCUUGGAAUGGUGUCUGGACUUUUUGGAGCAUUUUGGUCGGCCGGCAUGUUUUAUGGGCCGAUAGUGGGUGGCCUUAUCACGCAAAACCUGAGCUUUGAAUGGGCAGCUGCAAUCCACGGAGGCGUGGUGUUUUUGGGUGCCUUUCUCCUUGCUGUGUACUGCCUAUGCCGACCUUUACAACCCCAAAGCGUUCCAAAAGACAGUCAACCAACAGAUGAAAACACUCCUCUCCUGACUGACUGAAGGACGCCAUGCAGAGAGAACUGUUCGCCUUCUGUUACCAAGUUACCACAGUUUAUAAAUGUUUUUGUAAAUUAUAUAUUUCUGGUGUUGCAGAGAUUGUAACGCUUUUGUAUGGGUCAUGGAAAUGUUUUAAUGUAAAAAGAAAUUAUGAAAAUAAAAUAAAAGAUUUUGAUCCUAAAAACAA
This is a messenger RNA of Gasterosteus aculeatus aculeatus (three-spined stickleback), 2050 nucleotides long. RefSeq names its product solute carrier family 18 member B1 (gene slc18b1). Gene Ontology annotation, molecular function: transmembrane transporter activity. NCBI's taxonomy places the organism in Eukaryota, Metazoa, Chordata, Actinopteri, Perciformes, Gasterosteidae. The record is from RefSeq and is a predicted model, not a curated record. Gene Ontology annotation, biological process: transmembrane transport.